Molecule: messenger RNA, 5471 nt
Organism: Silurus meridionalis
Lineage: Eukaryota; Metazoa; Chordata; Actinopteri; Siluriformes; Siluridae
Product: complement C3-like
Cellular component (GO): extracellular region
Molecular function (GO): endopeptidase inhibitor activity; protein binding
Source: RefSeq, a predicted model, not a curated record
AAGAAUGUGUGUCCCUGUACGUUUGGCAGUAGUUUGAUGUUUGCUAGGUCAUGUGCAAGGAUGCGCUCUUUAGCGUACUGGUUAUGUGUCUUGUCCGUGUUGCACGCAUUAAACGCCCAGUUUAUUACGUUUGAGGAGUAUCUCCGGCUUCAACCCCAUCGAGGGAGGUAUGUGUCAUGUAACCUGCAUGUCAGCAAGCGGACUUCGACCGUCACCAAAGUUUGCACUGGUGGCUCCAGCGGUGCUGAGAGUAGAAACUAACGAAAACAUCCUGCUAGAGGCAUUUGGACUUUCUCAGCCCGUCAGUGUUUCCGUUUCUGUGUACGAUUUUCCAGCCAAGUCGCAUCAACUCUGGCAGGGAAGCGUCACCCUCAACUCGGAUAAUAACUACAACGUCCUCCAAUCCAUCAAGAUCAAUCCGAGUGUCCUGCAGCGAGAAGAGAAAGAGACCAAGUAUGUAGAGCUGGUGGCCCAGUUUGGAGACUUCCAGGAGGUUAAGUACAUCAGUAAGGUGUCCUUUCUGUCUGGAUACAUCUUUAUCCAGACAGACAAACCCAUCUACAACCCAGGAGACACAGUGCGCAGUCGAGCUUUUGUUUCGAAUGCUGCUUUUCAGGCUUUCAGUGGCACCAUUUCUGUUGAAAUCCAGAAUCCUGAUGGAAUAACGGUCUAUACCACAGGGAGGAGCAAAGCAGAAAAUGGUGUUUUCUCCAACACCUAUGGCCUCUCGGACAUUGUCAAGGAGGGCAAGUGGAAGAUUAUUGCUAAAUUCGACCACUGGAAAGAGAACACGUUUAGUGCGGAUUUUGAGGUGAAGAAAUACGUGCUUCCAGCGUUCAAUGUGACGCUAAUACCGCAAAACGCCCACUUCAGUUUGGACGGUCAGGAGUUGAAGGUAGAAGUUCACGCCAGGUAUGUGUAUGGUGAGAAAGUGAAAGGCGUCGCAUACGUGGUGUUUGGAGUGGAGAAGAAUGGAGAGAAAGUGCGACUCCCCUCCAUGAAGCAAGUGAAUAAUCUGGACGGUGGGACGGCCACUCUGACCAUCGAUGAGCUUAGGAAGGCCUACUCAAACAUCAACAGCCUCGUAGGCUCGUCCAUAUACAUCAAAGCUUCCGUCUUGACCAGCUCAGGAAGCGACCUAGUGGAAGCAGAGAAGUCGGGCAUCAAAAUCGUCUUGGCACCCUACGUGCUCGCCAUUAAAGACACGUCAAAGUUUUAUAAAUCGGGUCUACCUUUUGAUAUGACGGUUACAGUUAGUCACCACGAUGGCUCACCGGCUCCGAACGUCCCUGUUAAAAUCAACUUGGUGCCCACUCUGUUCACAUUGCACAGCGGUACCAUCAAAGCAUCUCUGAACAUGCCUUCUGAUAUAAAGCUUAUAACAGCAGAGACGCUCGUCCCAGGAUUGAGGCAGGAUCAGCAGACGAAGGCUAAUUGGAUCGUGCAACCGUACACGCCUUUUAAUCCCGAAAAGCCGAACCAGCUUCACGUCAUGCUAGACAAGUAUACCGGGCAAGCUGGACAGACUUUAAACUUCCAACUGCACCUGAGCACUUUCUCAGAGAAAGAGAAAAACUUCCUACAGCACGUUUCCUACAUUGUGCUGAAUAAAGGGAGAAUAAUCCGUACUGGCAAGAUUGACAUCAAGGGGCAUGAAAUGACCAACUUUCCCCUGCUUCUGACUUCAGAGAUGAUGCCUGCGUUCCGCUUCGUGGUGUACUACAUACUGCCUUGGAGCUCCAUAAUCGAGGUGGUGUCCGACUCCAUUUUGGUGGCCGUGGAGAGCAAUUGUGUGGGAUCACUUAAAGUUGAACCGUUGGCGGGUGAGGUGAUGUCCUCGUACUCGCCAGGCGACAGCUUAAGCUUUCAAGUGAGGGGCGACCCUGGAGCCAAGGUCAGCCUUGUUGCUGUGGACAACUCCGUUUUCCUGCUGAGUAAGGGCCGCCUGACACAGAAGAAGGUUUGGGAUACGUUGGGACAGGGCGAUUUGGGCUGCUCUUCAGGUGGAGGGAAGGACAGUAUGGGUGUGUUCCAGGAUGCAGGAUUACAUUUUCAGUCAAGCUUCGGUGUUGUAACCGAUUCAAGCCAAGCGUGUUCCUCGAAGUCCAGGAGAAAGCGUUCUGCUGAGCAGCUGCGUCUCAAAGCCCAGCUGGAGCAAUCCUAUUCCGAGCAGUUUCUACAGCGCUGCUGCUCUGAUGGCAUGAGGGACAUCCCGAUGGCGUACUCGUGUCGCCGUCGUGCUCUUUACAUCACUGAGGAGUGGAGCUGCGUGAUCGCUUUUCUCACGUGCUGCUCAAAGUACAGGCGUGAAGAGCUGGGCGUAGUCACCCCACCACCACCCACCACUCCAGAGCCAACCACUACUCCAGAGCCAACCAUUUCUGAGUCAAUAUCCACCUUUUACUUCAGACCUGUGAGCCGGCAUUUUAUUAGAGGUGAAUCCUUAAUGCUCGGAUUCGUUCCUCGUCUCCGUGAAGAAACCUUAACUAUCCAAUAUGCUCGUGUAGUCCCGGCACCAGAAGCAGAAAUAGAGGAUCACGAGGACUUUGAGCAGGUUGAUGAGGACAAUAUGCUGGAUGAAAGCGACUAUGAGAUUGAUGACAUUUAUGUUCGCAAAAGUUUGGAAUCGUGGCUGUGGACUGAUGUUAAACUUCCUGGAACGCCUGGGACUGAUGGAUUGGCUGUUAUGCCUGUGGAAGACGUUCUCCCAGACAGCAUCACUCAAUGGGGCAUUUUGGGUGUCAGUGCAUCAUCUAAAACAGGAUUCUGCGUAGCCGAGCCGUUCAACAUCCGGGCUUUUAAGCGUUUCUUUAUCGACCUCCGCCUUCCUCGCACUGCAGCCAGAAACGAGCACGUGGAAGUCAAGGCCGUGCUGCACAACUACAUGAAUGAGAACUUGACGGCGCUGGUGAUCCUGUCAAAAACGGUGGACAUGUGCAGUGUGGCAUUUACUGGGGAUCACAAGCAGGAGGUUUUUGUGCGAGCUCAAUCCUCAGUGCUCAUUCCCUACACUGUAAUCCCGCUCCAAGCAGGAGCGCUCCCCCUGCAGGUCACUGCUGUGUCACGCAGCCUGAGUGGACAGGACGCCAUUAGAAAAAUCCUUCACGUGGUGGUGGAGGGCGUUCAGAAGAUGAACGUGAGGAGUUAUGUGUUGAAUCCUGCCACAAAAGGAGACAUCGAUGGAAAUCAGGCGAUUCGGGUGGAUAAAGUUAAACUGAGUUCUGUGGUCCCCAACUCGCUUCCUGAAACGUUUGUUAACGUCAGAGGUCAUUUGAUUGCAGACAGCAUCGAUAACUCCAUCAAUCAGGACUCGCUGGCGGCGCUGAUCCGGAUGCCAGGAGGCUGUGUGGAGCAGAACCUGGCUAGCAUCACGCUGCCGCUCAUCGCCGUUCACUACCUGGACCGCAGCUCGCAGUGGGAGAGUGUGGGAAUGCAACGCAGAGAUGAGGCCCUGAAGUACAUUAAGAAAGGCUACGACAACCAGCUUCAUUAUCGCAAAACGGACUACUCCUAUCCACCGUACAGAAAUGAAGGAACCAGCACCUGGAUCACAGCGUUCGUGGUGAAGGUGUUCUCCAUGGCUUAUCCGUUCAUCACGGUGGAUAAUCAAAACAUCUGUGGCCCCCUGCUCUACCUGCUUAAGCACAAGCAGCUCCAUUCUGGAGCGUUCAAGGAGGACAACCCGGUCUAUACCACCUCCAUGACGGGAGGUCUUCGGGGUGCUGAAUCCAGUGAAACUCUAACUGCGUUUGUACUGAUAGCCUUGGCUGAAGCUAAGGGUGCUGUUACAUGCAAUGAUCCAGAAAUAAACAUAGAGGUGAUGUUCCAAAGAGCAGGAGAUUACCUGAAAGAGCGAUACCACCGGCUGCGCAGGCCGUACUCCGUCGCCAUUGCAUGUUACGCUCUGGCUGUGAGCAAUCAAGGCUGCGCAAAGAGCGUUUUGCUGAAAUCGGCAUCAGCAGACCGCACACACUGGCCGGAUGCAGACAAUUCCUUAUUUGCGCUGGAGGCGACAGGUUACGCACUGCUGGCCCUUCUUGAAGGUGGACAUUUUGAGGAGGCGGCUGCUCCGUUCAAUUGGCUGAAUCAGCAUCGACGGGUCGGGGGAGGAUAUGGAUCCACCCAGUCCACCAUGGUGGUGCUGCAGGCGCUGUCUAAAUACCUGGUGAAGAAACCUUCUCCAGCUGACAUGAACCUGCACGUGGACCUCAGUGUUCCUGGUCGCUCGGAUGUACGCUGGGCUUUUAACUCCAAACUGGCCCAUGUGGCACGUUCCGCUAGGGUUCCUCUCGAUCAGGACUUUACGGUGCUUGCCUCAGGAAAUGGCCAAGGAAUCCUUGAGGUGCUCACAGUUUACAACGAGUUGCCAGAUGUGCAUGAGAAGAGCUCCUGUAAUGGUUUUGAUUUGAAUGUUUCCAUUAUGGAAAGCAACGAACGGCCUCCAGCAGAUGGAGAGAAGGUGUACAAACUCAGCAUCGACGUGAGGGCUCUGGCGCAGCAGCAAAUGCGCAUGGUGGUGCUCGACAUCAGUUUGCCUACUGGAUUUGAACCCGAAACCUCGGAUCUCGAGCUGCUGACCAACGCUGUGGAUCGCUACAUCAACAAUUUCCAAGUGGUGGACAAUCUGAGCGAUCGAGGUUCCCUCAUCAUUCAUCUGUUCAAGGUCUCCAACAAAGAGGCAGACGUCAUUACGUUCAGGCUGAACCAGAAAUUUAAAGUGGGCCUACUGCAACCGUCUACAGUUACUGUCUACCAGUAUUACAAUCCAGAUAAACGCUGCAGCAGGUUUUACACUCCACCGGAGGACAAGGAGCAGCUCAGUCAGAUCUGCAAAGGCAACGUUUGCCGCUGCACGCAGGGCGACUGCUGCGUGAUGAAGACAACUGCUCAGACAAACGUAGCGAGGCAUAAUGUUGCAUGCAGCGGAAAUCACCACGUGUACAAGGUCCGAGUGUUGAGCGUGAGUAUGAGCCAGUAUGACCGAUAUGAGAUGCAGAUCCUGCAGGUCAUAAAAGAAGGCUCAGAAGUUGGUCUAAAAGGAAAGGACACACGUGUGUUUCUCUCUCACGCUGGCUGCAGGGCGGGGCUGAAUCUGCUUAAAGAUCAGGACUACCUCAUCAUCGGUCCACCCUCUGACAUCUGGCAAGCAGGCAGUGAUGAAAACAGGUACACGUACACUCUGGGAAAGGGGACGUGGGUGGAACACUGGCCGUCACCAGCUGAUUGUAAUGCUCAGGCGCAAGACAAAUGCAAGCAGCUGGAGCAAUACGCGUCGGAAUUAGCGGACACUGGCUGCCGGACCUAAAAAAUAAAAAAAAAACACACAGGGUUGUCCAUGUUGUCUUCAACACACACCUUUGUGCUUGUGUGCAUGUUAAAGUGUCUAUUUUACGUACAGAACCUGUAGCAUAGUGAACCGUUUCCUAUACAAACAGCACACGGAUCUAAAUAAAGCUUUAUAUUAACACUGA